AUGAUUGAGGAGAUUUUUAGUGAAUUUGAGGCAGCGGUUGUUGUGAAGCUCCCUAUCAGUCCUUGCAGAAGCUUAGACCAGUUGACUUGGCACUGCACAACCAAUGGCAAGUUUUCAAUAAGGUUUGCUUACCAUUUUCAAGGUGCUAUCUCUACAGGUUACUCAGGUCAAUCAUCAAGUCCAGCUCCCUCCUCUGCUUUAUGGGCAAAUAUUUGGAAGCUUAAAAUUCUUCACUUAGUGAGGACCCUUUUGUGGAGAGCAGCCAAAGACAUACUUCCCACCAAGGUCAACUUAUUCAAAAGAAAAGUACUGCAAGCCUCGAAAUGUCCUAUCUGUCUUACUCACCCAGAAACAGUCACACAUGCCCUUUGGUCGUGUAAGGCUGCUCAAGCCAUUUGGAGUGAGUGCUUGAGAAAGGUCCAAAAGUGUUCAGUUAUGGAGGGACCAUUCAACGAGGUCUUAAGUCAUAUAUUCUCAACCUUGUCAGGAGGAGAACUUAAUGAGGUAGCUUAUGCAAUCAAACAUAUAUGGCAGAGAAGGAACAAGUGGGCCUUUGAGUCCCAAUUUGCCUCUCCACAACAAGUUAUCAAGUCAGUAGCCUCUAACAUGUCAGAUCUACACAUGUAUGAGGAGAACCUACAGAAGCAGAAAAAGAAAUCUGCAGAUGACAUGAUAGUAUAG
This is a messenger RNA of Carya illinoinensis, 681 nucleotides long. RefSeq lists its product as uncharacterized. Lineage: Eukaryota; Viridiplantae; Streptophyta; Magnoliopsida; Fagales; Juglandaceae. The coding region runs from base 1 to 681 and encodes 226 amino acids. The transcript has a single exon. The record is from RefSeq and is a predicted model, not a curated record.